UCAUCAACCAUUAUCUUUCAAUUCCUCAAUUUCUCAUCGCCAUUGUUUAAUCGCAUCGCUUUCGAUUCCUACAAGCUUCAGAUAUCAUUUUGAAUUCCGGCGAUUAUUUUUACUGCUAUUCUACAAAGCCCUUUGUUUGCUUUGUGUAGCGCUGACGUUGUCGUCACCAAAGUGUGCAACACCUCUACUGUCAAGAACAGCCAGUCACCAGACUACAGGAAAGCGUCCGCUUGGGCACAGUACCUGGCUGUCACCGCCGGUAACAGGACUUCACUUGCUCUUCACUUUUCACAGCUAUCAAAAAUGGUCGCUCCAAUGAGAUCUUUUUUUUUUUUUUCUGCUUCCACCGAGAUUUACACUCCUCCUGCUCCUAGACUUGGCUACCACGACGAAUGGGAACCUUAUACUCCCCGCAAGUCUGCCAGAAUUUCUUCACAGCAGUCUACUGUCCGAACCCCAUCACCUGCCACUCCCAGAACUUCGAAGAAGGCCAACACACAAAAAUCGGUUGUUAUGACCUCACCACUUCAAUCUCCACGCAAGAAGCGUCAGACCUCCGGAGACCAGUCUCGCAAUGUAUCUGGUACGGCCGACGGUCUUGGCCUACCCACACCAUCAAAAACUCCUCGAAAAGUAUCCAACACGACUGCCUCAACCAGCAUUCAAACUUUCGCUCGCAACCUCUUUUCGGCGGAUGAUUCCGCUAUGCCUAAGAAGCGCCGCGGAAAGAAAUACUCAGGCAUGACGAUGGAUAGCUUUACCGUGGAAGACGAGGAUGAUUCAAUCGAGAUCUUUACUGAUUCCCAAGAUCGUAUCCCCGUCAAGGACAACAGCGCUGAGAACCCCUUCUACAGCUCUUCAGCCAAGACAACGGACGCCGCUCAGCGCCGCGCCAAGCGCCGCAAUGUGUUUAUUCCUGGCGAGGGUGCUCAGUCCAUUUCAGAUGCUGCUCACCGCGAAGACGGUAUGGUGUACGUAUUCCGUGGCAAGAAGUUCUUCCGCAAGUUUUCAGAAGACGAAGACGAACUUCAAGGAGACGACUCCGACGCACAGUUUGUUCAGCCUCUCAGCCGAUCUUCCAUCAAGCCUCGUCUGCUCUUCCCUCAAGAAAAGUCAGCCGAAGCUCUGGAAGAGGAAGAGGCAACCACCGAUGUCGAGGAUAACAUCAAAUCCCAAGUACGCCAAACACCUGCCACACCUAGCAAAGCCAAGUCGACCCACGUGGAAACGCCUGAAGCGCCUCGAUUUGCACCUAUUUCACCACCAGACAGCAAAAGAGCCACUCGAUCAACCAACAGGGUUCAGGAACUGGCUACUCCUUCCAAGAGCAAGGGCCGCAAGAGUCCAUUUGACUCUUGGCCCCGAAUCAAAGACCCUCGCGGCCAAGCUUCAACCAAGCGAGUUGGCGAGACCUUGGAUCAGGCACCUGCUAAGCGCACGCGCGCUUAAGUAAACACUCAUAUUUCUUUUCUUGCCUUGUAUAGGUUUGACGGCUAUCACUUUCUUUGGUUUCCGUUGUUUUUUUUUCCUGUUAAUGAAUUGGAGCCCUCGAAGGCAUGGUAUAUUGGACAGUUUGUUUAGUACGGUUUAGAGUCAAGCAUAUUCGACACUUGUUGCCUACACAUUUUUGGCACAUGAACAUGAUGGAAGCGGGAAUGUUAAGGUUUAUCUGUUUUUCGGAAUUCGGCGUU
[Torrubiella] hemipterigena is the source of this 1691-nucleotide messenger RNA. The record is from the annotation of a GenBank genome assembly. Lineage: Eukaryota; Fungi; Ascomycota; Sordariomycetes; Hypocreales; Clavicipitaceae.